GCAGCUCUUAUUCCUAUUUAGUCAUCGUCAAUUCCUUAUGCUGCAAAAUAGUGGAUUUUUAGUCAAAACUUGAUAUCAGUAAGAUGGUUUUUGUCUGUCAUAACAGGGAUGCAAAGUUUAGCCAUGUAGUUGUUAACUGAGUUUCUGUUCAUACAAAAUGACAGUUACAUUGUUCAUCCUUUCUUUAUCCUUUAAUUCUGGAAGAUUUGUCGUCGGCAUCUGCUUUUAAGUGAUAGAUGUAACAUUGAGGAGUGAGGUUGUGCAGGCAGCAAGCCCUGCUAAAUGGUUUUUGCAGUCAUUAACUCUUUUGGGUGCUAUAAAGAGGAAUAUCUAAAUGGUCAGUCAGUUGAACCAAGAUGAUUAAUCUUUCAAUCAUCAUUCCUCUUUUUUUUCUCAAUUUUUUUAUUCAACUUUGACGCACUGGGUGACUUCAUCAAACAGAUGUUUUGGCUUCCAAUAUUUUAUUUACUAAAAACGAGUUUUGUUAUAAAAAAAAGAACCCAAUUUUCUUUGUCUAUCAUUUCAUCAUUUUCUUCAAAUUUUUAAACUUUUUGAUACCAUGGCUUGCACCACCAGCAUCAACCCUCUGCCACUCAAAGACCGAGUUGCUAUAGUGACUGGAUCAUCGCGUGGUAUGGGCCGAGUUAUAGCGACUCAGCUGGCUGAGCUUGGUGCUAAGGUCGUUAUUAACUACUCCUCGAGCCCGGACCAAGCCGAUCUGGUUGCUACCCAAAUCAAUUCUCGCUAUCCUGGUGACUGCCUACGAGCUGUAACCGUCAAAGCGGAUGUUUCGGAUCCUGCCCAGGUCAAGUUUUUGUUUGACUCGGCUGAGCAGGCGUUUGGGUCACCGAUUUACGUGCUGGUUAACUCAGCUGGAGUGUUGGAUCCUAAGUAUCCUAAAAUUGCCGACACUUCCUUGGAGGAAUUUGAUCGUAUUUUCCGUGUAAACACAAGAGGGGCAUUCUUGUGUGCCAAGGAAGCAGCGAAUAGGCUGAAACGCGGUGGAGGAGGUCGAAUAAUAUUGUUGUCAUCAUCAACGGCGGCUGCACUGAGGCCAGGAUUUGGGGCAUAUGCAGCAUCAAAGGCAGCAGUAGAGGCGAUGAUAAAAAUACUGGCAAAGGAACUCAAAGGGACCGGCAUCACUGCAAACUGUGUGGCACCAGGACCAAUUGCAACAGAGCUGUUCCUUGAAGGUAAGAGUGAAGAAAUGGUGCAGAAAGUGAUUGAUGAGUGUCCACAUAAUCGGCUCGGUCAGAGCGAGGAUGUCUCACCUGUUGUCACGUUCUUGGCUACUGAUGCUAGUGAGUGGGUUAAUGGGCAGAUCAUUCGUGUUAAUGGUGGCUAUAUAUGAUACUUGUUUAAGCGCUAUGCAUAUUUUUCAAUGAAUGAUAGUAUGCAUCAGAUCAAGGACCAAAUUCAUAGGAAAUAAAUCUGAUGAUUAUUGUGCGCA
Messenger RNA from Durio zibethinus, 1450 nucleotides. The record is from RefSeq and is a predicted model, not a curated record. NCBI's taxonomy places the organism in Eukaryota, Viridiplantae, Streptophyta, Magnoliopsida, Malvales, Malvaceae.